UGCUUCUUCGUUCUUUGUUCACUAGUGGUUGGUAUUAGUAUUGGAUGUUACUUGUUAUAUGACGGUACGCUAUUUGGAAUAUUUGAACUGUAUUUGAUCGCGGAUCGCAUUAGAGUCGAUUGAAACAAGUUAAAGAGUGGUCUUUUAAAGAUAUCUCGUGAUUCUUUUCUUCUGUGACUUAUAGCUUGUAUAUAGUCACUUGUAGUAGGCGAAAACUACAUGCAACGCCGAUGACUAACGAAAGAUUUCGGAACGCGGCUCUGGUAGCACGUUCCUUUGCGCAAAGUUUUUAAGGUUAAGGAAAAAGUGACAGUGCUCCGAUAAUACUAUCGCAGCCAGAUAUUUUUAUGAAGUGUCACGGCGAUUUAGGGUGUUGUUUAUUUUAAUUGAAGCUUGCCAGACGGACGACGAAAUAAUCGGCUGAUUUUAAAUGAUUAUUUAAAAGUAAUUAUGGCAACGUCUGGUUCCGAUAGAAAACCGAGAGUCAUAAUUUUAGGAGGAUGCGGUUUCAUAGGACGUAAUCUCGUGGAGUAUCUGUUGGAUAAUGAUCUCGUGUCGUUUGUACGUGUCGUAGACAAAGUACCCCCACAAACUGCUUGGCUUAAUGCUAAACACCAGCAAAUGUUCGAGCAUCCUUUGCUUGAGUUUAAAAGCGCUAAUUUGAUCAAUGCAGUGUCUUGUCAAAAUGCAUUUUUAUCGGAUGAUACGAUUGAUUAUGUGAUCAAUUGUGCUGGAGAAACAAAGAGUGGUCAAACAGAUCCUGUGUAUAAAGAAGGAAUUUAUAAGUUAAGCAUGAACUGUGCUCAGCAAGCGGCAAAGCUACAGGUCGAUCGUUAUGUAGAAAUAUCUUCUGGUAAUCUUAAUGCUUCCGAAAAGAAUUCUCACAAAGAAGACGAUACCAGCGAGCCAUGGACAUACGUCGCAAAAUAUAAAUUUCAAGUGGAAAAUGAUCUAAAAAAUAUACCGAAUUUAAAGUACACGAUACUCAGACCAGCUAUCGUGUACGGUCACGGAGAUAGAAGUGGCUUAGCACCACGUCUGGUGGUAGGAGCAGUUUACAAACAUUUAGGAGAAAUGAUGAAAUUACUUUGGGGACCAGACCUUCAUAUGAACACGGUCCACGUGAGAGAUGUAGCCAGAGCUGUUUGGCAUGUAGUAAAUAAACCAGAAACUGUAGGCCAAAUAUACAACGUUGUCGACGAAGGUGAUUCGACUCAAGGAUCGAUUAGCGCUAUAGUUUCAGAAUUAUUUAACAUCAACCACGAUUAUUGGGGUACCGCAUUAUCCACAUUGGCUAAAGCAGACAUGAGUUCUGUAGUCGAAGAAGUGAACGACAAGCACAUGGGACCAUGGGCGGACGCUUGCAAUAAAGAUGGAGUGGAAAAUAGUCCUUUGUCUCCAUAUAUAGACCAAGAACUUCUUUACAACAAACAUUUGUAUUUAGAUCCAAGAAAACUAUUAAGUACUGGCUUCGCUUAUGUGUAUCCAAAACUUACAAAAGAUGUUGUAAAAGAGGUUCUAGACGAUUACGCAAGCAUGAAGAUAUUUCCACAUUCCUUAGUUCUAUGAAUUUUGGCAGCACAUUGCCAAUAUCAAAUAUUAAAAAAGCUUACAAUGAUUUGUAUAAAUAACUUUUGGAGCGUUUCACCUUGUGCCUAGUAAUCUAUGCAAAUUACAUACUCUAUUGUAUGUUAUACACUUUACUUGUAUUUUACCUGCUAACAAAUAUUGUUAGUCAAGUUUAUAGAAUUGAUCGAAUGGAAUACGAAGAUUUCAUGUAUAAGCCUAUUGCAAAUGUGAUAAAGUAGGAAUUAAUGUACUUAAUUUUAUCAUAGAUUGAGGUAUGAAAUUUUUGCACCUUAAGGUUGCUAGUCAAGUUUUGACGUAUAAGAGAGACGUAUAUCGAGAAGUUAGAAAGAAAGGUUAAACAAAUCAUGGAACUAGAUAUUCACAUGCCUAAACUUAAUACAUUAUAGCUUGUAAAAUUGUUUGGAUAAAUAUUUUAGAGAAUUAUGUAUACCGCCAAGAAUGCUUUUUAUAUACCGCAUUUCUUCAAGACUGGAAACAUAAAUAAAAUUGUUAAAAAUCUAAUAAGAUUUAUAGAAACAUAGAAAAAGGAUUUUCGUUCGUUUCUUUUUUUUAUAUCCAGCGUAUUCCAAUACAUAAUUUUUAAGAGCCGUGACUUGCGCGCAGAAAUCUUUUUAUUCCAAGCAAAUAAUACGGUUACGUAAGUUUAGAAUAUUAGAUGAUUCGAAUUAUACAAUGUAUUAAAUCAAGUACAAAUAAUAUAAAUUAAGCUAGAAAAUAUUUCUAAAAUGCCAAACACAAGCAAAUCGAUAGAUUUAUAACAUGAAAUUAAGCCUAAUUUUGAAAAAAAUCAUACAAUAAAAUGCAUAGGCUAACGGCACUAACUGCCAAAUAAAAUUAAAUUAAUAGUAUUACUCUUUUUAAUCAAUUGUUAUUAAUUCUUUGAUAAUAAAGUUAUUCAUUAAUGCAUUUA
Messenger RNA from Hylaeus anthracinus, 2500 nucleotides. RefSeq names its product 3 beta-hydroxysteroid dehydrogenase/Delta 5-->4-isomerase. The coding region runs from base 451 to 1569 and encodes 372 amino acids. The transcript has 7 exons. Lineage: Eukaryota; Metazoa; Arthropoda; Insecta; Hymenoptera; Colletidae. The record is from RefSeq and is a predicted model, not a curated record.